CUGGAAGUGCGUGUUCAGUGGGUCAGAUGUAGCACCACAUAUUUCCUCCCUCCUCACCUGUGCGAGCUGAAGCAGCUUGUCGCCAUGGAAGGCAUGGGGUUCUUCUUCAAAGAAUCUGUAGCAGGGCUCGUGCCGCGCUUGGACGGAGGGAUUGUGUUGAGAUAUGCGGUUGCUCGCGCGGAGCUGACCGACGGCAGCACGAUUGGAACCGUUGAUGCAGAGGAUGGCUUGACUUCCUAUCAGUAGGUGUUAGGGGCUGGAUGUCGCGUUGGCUAUGGUGUGGGCGAGGAAACUGCUGAAAGGUUGAUCAGUGAAAGAGAUGCCGGCUCGAGUGGCCUUGGCGGCGAGGGGGUUGGUGAUUCCUGUGAUAUAGGCGACGCAAGGACUUCGUGUGACGCGGUGGGACAUGAUGCAGAUGAAGAGGGCGUUGGAGUGUGCAAUACGAAUGGAUCUUGUUGGACGAGAAGAUAGGAAACUCAAGGAUGCCAAAGGAGCAUUCGAUGCGAGCGUUGAUAGUGGAAUAACCUUCUUCGACACCGCGGAAGUAUAUGGUGCAGGGGUAUCGGGAGCGAUAAAUUCAGAAAGCCUACUGGGAAGAUUUAUUAAGGAAAGGCAAGAAAAAGAAAAGGUUGAUGUGGCCAUUGCAACAAAGUUUGCGGCUCUUCCAUGGAGAUUUGGCCGGGGAAGUGUUAUUUCUGCACUGAAGGGCUCACUUUCCCGCCUUGGUGUCUCCUCGGUUGAGUCAUACCAACUCCAUUGGCCAGGGAUAUGGGGCAACGAAGGUUACCUUGACGGCCUUGCUGAUGCUUAUGAGCAAGGUCUUGUAAAAUCCGUUGGAGUCUCAAAUUACAGCGAGAAACGUCUGCGAGAUGCUCAUGACCGCCUCAAGAAGAGAGGAGUUCCACUUGCUUCAAACCAAGUAAAUUACAGUCUGAUUUACAGGAACCCUGAGGAAAAUGGGGUGAAGGCUGCUUGUGAUGAGCUUGGUAUUACUUUGAUUGCAUAUUCACCAAUAGCCCAAGGUGCUUUGACAGGAAAAUACACUCCAGCUAAUCCCCCUACUGGACCUCGUGGACGGAUAUACACUUCUGAUUUCCUGUCCAAGCUCCAACCGCUUAUUAACAAGAUUAGGGAGAUUGGAGGAAGCUAUGACAAAACCCCAACUCAGGUGGUUCUGAACUGGCUUAUUUGCCAGGGCAACGUGGUGCCGAUCCCGGGGGCAAAGAACGCGGAGCAGGCCCGGGAGUUCGCCGGUGCGCUAGGGUGGCUCUUGACGGAGCAGGAGGUGGAGGAACUGCGGUCCAUGGCGCGCGAGGUGAAGCCCGUCAUGGGUUUCCCAGUAGAGAAGUUGUAAAUCUGCGGCCAAGUUGCCCUAGUGGUUUACUAGUACACAAGAUUUCCGUGAUCCUAGACAUAGGAGUUGUAGUUCUGCGAAAUGAGGUGGAGUUGUAAAAAGAACAAAGACGUAGAAAUCAUAACGGAAGUAAGUGUAUAUUCAGGCUCAUCGGUCAAAUUACAUCAAAACGAUAGUUGUUUUGUUC
Hordeum vulgare subsp. vulgare (domesticated barley) is the source of this 1541-nucleotide messenger RNA. RefSeq lists its product as uncharacterized. The coding region runs from base 407 to 1354 and encodes 315 amino acids. Gene Ontology annotation, cellular component: cytoplasm. The record is from RefSeq and is a predicted model, not a curated record. Lineage: Eukaryota; Viridiplantae; Streptophyta; Magnoliopsida; Poales; Poaceae. The transcript is spliced from 11 exons.